Molecule: messenger RNA, 1831 nt
Organism: Eupeodes corollae
Lineage: Eukaryota; Metazoa; Arthropoda; Insecta; Diptera; Syrphidae
Product: UPF0046 protein C25E10.12
Exons: 3
Coding region: 126-1028 (300 amino acids)
Molecular function (GO): hydrolase activity
Source: RefSeq, a predicted model, not a curated record
GUCAAUUCGAAACGUCAAAUUUUUGACAGGCAAAAAACAAUUUUGAAAACUCCCUGUAUUGUUCUAAAGUUCUCAUUAAAUUUGUUUAAUUUAUCAAUAACUAAAAAAGUUGAUAGUAAGUAAGUAUGGAAGUCCCAAUACAUCCUCUCACAAAUGACCCAACAGCUGCAUGGAAAGAACUCUCCAAGACCCAGAGAGUCAUCAAAGUAACGAUGAAACCGCCACAAACGACUGUUCCAUUCAACAAAGCUCGAAUUGUUUGCAUGAGUGACACCCAUUCCUUGACGCCUUAUAUUAAAUUUGAUAUCCCAGAUGGUGAUAUAUUUAUUCAUGCCGGAGAUUUCACGAAAUGCGGUCAGUUGGAAGAAGUAAUAGAGUUCAACAAUUGGAUCGGUAAUUUGCCGCAUAAGCAUAAAAUUGUCAUAGCCGGAAAUCAUGAACUUAGCUUCGAUUCAACGUUUACACAUCCCUUUCAAAAUAAAUCGGUUUCGCAAAGAACAAAACAUUCUGGCCCAUCGAUACUGGAUGAUAUGCCUACAUUAGGCAAUGCAAAGGAAAACAUCGAAGACGCUGUACAAACGCUCAAUAUCAGACAGUAUCUGACAAAUUGUCAAUACAUCGAAGACGAACUCACAACCAUUUAUGGCCUUAACAUCUACGGCAGCCCUUGGCAACCAGAAUUUUGCAAAUGGGCCUUCAAUAUUCCUCGCGGCAGAGAAUGCCUUGAACGUUGGAAUAAAAUUCCCGAAGGCAUCGAUCUGCUUAUAACACACACCCCACCAGUGGGACACGGUGACUUAUGUUGUUCGGGUGUUAGAGCUGGAUGUGUUGAGCUAUUGGCUAGUGUUCAACAACGAAUUAAACCAAAGUAUCAUGUUUUUGGGCAUGUUCAUGAGGGAUAUGGAAUAACAUCGGAUGGACGAAUAAUAUUUGUGAAUGCUUCAACUUGUGACAUAAACUACCUGCCAAAUAAUCCACCUAUAGUCUUUGAUAUAUCACUACCCAAAGGAUUUUCCAAAGAAGUUUAGUGAAAACAAAAAACGGAUCGUAUUAUUGUAGGCUUUUGUUUGUUUAGUUUUAUUUUCCUAUAAUUUACUUAACAAACUUAUUUUGUUGAUAUGAAAUUUUUAUUUUUUGUUGAGCAUUUUUUUUUACAAUUAACAAAAUCUAGUGAUAUUAUAAAAAAGAAUUGAAUUUGUUUAGAAUUAUAAGAAUUAACUUAACACACAUUAAUUAUAUAAAAAGUGCCAUUUAGAAAUGGCUUGUAAUUGUAUCUAUAUAAAAUGAAUACCAAAAAAAAAAAUAACGUUCAACUCUAAUUACAAAAAAAUAAAAUAAAUUAAAACAAUUAUUUUGCAAAAUAAUAUAGACAAAUUAUAUGACACGCUGUAAUGUAGCAUUGGACAAUUUAUAUUAUUCGAUAUGAGUUAUGUUAAGAAAACAUACAAGUAGCUUUAAGUAUGUACGUAUGUAAAAGCUUUUUUUUUGGUUUAUUUAUAAUUUUAUUCAAAAAAGUUGUAUUUAUAUUAAAUGCCUUGCACAAGAGUGAUGUUUAUCUCUUUUACAAUCGCUAGUCUUUUGUACUAAAUUUUUCUGAGCAAAUUAUAGAAAAUAAAUUAAAGUUUAAUAAUUAUGCUAAUUGAAAUCUGGUAUAUGAAUUUGUUGAAUUCCUAACCAGGUUAACACUAUUUGGACGACACAUGAAAGACAUGACAGACUCAGUGAGGUUGAUGGUUUAUUAAAUAGGUCCUUAUUUUCCCUGUCAACUAUAAAUGCCAUAAGAUACAAAAUUUAGUUUGACCUUUCUCUUUAAAAAAGAAAUAAAGUUAUA